CGAGCGGAAAGUGCAAGGGCAGACGCAUGUUUGCGCGCAGAGCGGUCAUCGCAACGUCGAAGUUCUUUCUGCCUCAAUCUUUUCAGGUUACCUGAUGGGGCCCCAGUUCUUAUUCUUGUCAUUCUCACUGUUUGACUGACGUAGUGACCGACGUAACACUUGAUAUUUCUGGUCCGGGACAGGGCCCAUCGGGGGUAACUUAAAGUGAUUCCGAAAAACGCGCUGGGUGGCGAUCACAGAACAUCCCCGCUCGGCAAACGCACGCUCCUCACUGUUCCAAUGCAUGAUGGCGUCUGAACUGUGUCGAGUGUGAUCCAAUUUUGAUUCCCGCGGAUCAUUUCUAAAAUCGUGCCUAUGUGUAUCAAUUAAUGUUAUUUCUCAUGCUUUUGGAAGAUCGAUUGCUUGUUUUUGUCAAAUUGCACUUAGCGGCUGCGUGAGGCAUACACGACAGAAAAGUUCGA
Messenger RNA from Acanthoscelides obtectus, 461 nucleotides. Lineage: Eukaryota; Metazoa; Arthropoda; Insecta; Coleoptera; Chrysomelidae. The record is from the annotation of a GenBank genome assembly.